UGGGUGUGGUUUAACUAGCAGCAAGUUCAGGAGCUGACGCCAAUCCUCUCUGCUUCAUUGUAACUCAUUCAUCAUCAGCGAGUUCGGGCAGGAAUUCAGCCUUCGCACCAACAGCCUUGUGGUUGGAGGGAUCGCAGAGCACCGAGGAAGUCUGAGCAUGAAGCACAAAUGGAAGGGAAUCUUAGUGGCAGUGGUGCUGGUGGUGAUCCUCGCCGUAUCACUGGGCCUGUACUUUGGGUUGAGGCCCCAGGAGUUGGCGGCCCAUUCCUAUGCCAGAGCUGCUGUCGCCACGGAUGCAGCAAAGUGUUCUGAGGUUGGCAGGGACUUCCUGCAGCAGGGAGCAUCUGCAGUCGACGCUGCCAUCGCCUGCAUGCUCUGCAACGGGCUCUUCAACGCACACAGCAUGGGGAUUGGGGGAGGCUUCUACAUGACCAUCUACGACGCACAGACAGGAAAAGUAGAUAUAAUUGAUUCCAGAGAAGUGGCCCCAGGAAAUGCAUCGAGAGAUAUGUUUGUUAAUAAGACAGAUGACCUGCUUCGUAAAGGAGGAUUGUCCAUAGCUGUCCCCGGUGAAAUCAGAGGAUACCAACUCGCUCACCAACGGCACGGGAAGUUACCAUGGAAACGGUUAUUUGAGCCAAGUAUCAAACUUGCCAGAGAAGGGUUCCCCAUCGGCCGAGCUCUUGCGGCAGCCAUAAAGGUGAAGAAGGAGAACAUUGAGAAAGACCGGUCCUUAUGUGAGGUGUUCUGUAACUCGCAGGGCACCAUCCUCCAGGAACACGACAUCAUCCGAUUCCCAAAACUGGCUGCAACCUAUCAGGUGCUGGCGGAGGAAGGAGCCGACGCGUUUUACGACGGAUCUCUGUCCGGGCAGAUCGUGUCCGACAUCAGGAGUGCAGGUGGCAUCGUCACUCGGGAGGACCUGAGGGCCUACACAGCUCGGCUCAUCGACAACCCGGUGAAGCUGUCUUUCGGCGACCACACGCUGGUGGUACCCGGCCCUCCCUCCAGUGGGCCGGUGCUUGGAUUAAUUCUCAACAUCCUGAAGGGUUAUAAUUUCACCUCGGACAGUGUUUCCACACCGGAACGGAAAGCCCUGACUUAUCACCGAAUUAUUGAAGCCUUUAAGUUUGCGUAUGCGAAGAGGAGCAUGCUCGGAGAUCCUCGAUUCGUUAACCUCACCGGGCUCAUCUCCAACAUGACCUCAGACUACUUUGCAGAGAAGCUUUGGGCUAAGAUCACAGACAACACCACGCAUUCCAUCAGAUACUACGAGCCGGAAUUCUACACCAGUGACCCCCACGGCACGGCGCACAUCUCGCUGGUAGCGGAGGACGGCAGCGCCGUGUCGGUGACCAGCACCAUCAACAUGUACUUUGGAUCAAACGUGAGGUCCUUCACCAACGGCAUCAUCUUCAACGAUGAAAUGGAUGACUUCUCCUCCCCAGGCAUCGUGAAUGGUUUUGGUGUUCCACCUUCCGCAGCCAACCUCAUCGAACCAGGCAAGACACCCCUCUCCUCCAUGUGUCCGUCCAUAAUACUUGACAAAGACAACUCUGUGAAGAUGGUGGUGGGAGCCUCUGGAGGAACUAAGAUCACCACGGCAACUGCUCUGGUGAUAAUAAACACACUGUGGUUUAAUUACAACUUGAAGCAAGCUGUGGAUGGGCCCAGAUUUCACAAUCAACUGUUCCCCAAUGUGACCGAGGUUGAGGAAGCAGUAGAGCAGGGUGUGCAGCAGGGUCUGACGGAGAGACACCACACUCUGAGUGUCAUCACCAAGCCCACGUCCGGAGGGGUGGUCCAGGCCAUCAUGCGCAGCCGAGGCCGAUGGGAUGCCGUGUCGGACUAUCGGAAAGGGGGACAACCGGCAGGUUACUGAAGAGUCCGCUCAGUUGGCCAACCCUGAUUGGUUGGUCCCUACAGUUCCAUGCACAGCUGGAGGGGUGGGACUGGCGGGAUCCAAACUGCGUCAAUCCAAUCAGUAAACGAAUGCUUCAACCCAACGUUCUGUACAAACUCCACCCUCCACCUGCCUCGAUCCGUUCUGCAGACGCACGGCCAGUUACUGGCAACCUUGCAGGCGCACCAGUCUGCACCUUUUUUCAACUAUUUUUACUGCCACCUGCUCUCAAGAUGCCUGGAGUUGGAGGGGAACCAGCCCCAGCGACGUGAAUCGUGCUUUCAGCUCAGACAUGCGGCCAGACGGGGGGGGGGGGGGGG
Pristis pectinata (smalltooth sawfish) is the source of this 2223-nucleotide messenger RNA. Its product is annotated as glutathione hydrolase 1 proenzyme-like. Lineage: Eukaryota; Metazoa; Chordata; Chondrichthyes; Rhinopristiformes; Pristidae. The transcript is spliced from 13 exons. The record is from RefSeq and is a predicted model, not a curated record. Gene Ontology annotation, molecular function: glutathione gamma-glutamate hydrolase. Gene Ontology annotation, cellular component: plasma membrane. Bases 158 to 1882 code for a protein of 574 amino acids. Gene Ontology annotation, biological process: regulation of inflammatory response; glutathione catabolic process; regulation of immune system process.